This is a messenger RNA of Notothenia coriiceps (black rockcod), 554 nucleotides long. Its product is annotated as myeloid cell surface antigen CD33-like. Gene Ontology annotation, cellular component: plasma membrane. Gene Ontology annotation, molecular function: sialic acid binding. The transcript has 2 exons. Gene Ontology annotation, biological process: cell adhesion. The coding region runs from base 54 to 554 and encodes 166 amino acids. Lineage: Eukaryota; Metazoa; Chordata; Actinopteri; Perciformes; Nototheniidae. The record is from RefSeq and is a predicted model, not a curated record.
UUCAGUGUCAAGUUUGUCCUGUGAAGACUGACGGUCUCAAGUAUCAAAUCGGGAUGUUUGUUCUAAUCUGUGCAACGCUGCUUUUCUCUGUGAGGGGCAUCCAUGCAGAAACAGGUGCAUCGGUUUGGGGAAGACAAUACUGUGAAGCAGGAACAUUCUGUAUCACUCUUGGUGUAGCAGAUAUAACAGCAGAGGCUGGACUCUGUGUUGUGAUACCGUGUUCUUUCUCUACUCCUGCAGCCUUUAAACCCAAACAUAUAGUUUGGUACAAAUGUAAAACGUCCAAUCAAAGAUGUGGCGAUUCUGACAUGAUUUUCCACACCAACAAGCACAGCACCAAGGUUCAGUCUUUGUUCAAGGGACGGGUUUCACUGUUGCAGCCGGAUGUGAGUCAGGGGAACUGCAGCAUCUUCAUCAACGACCUCACUGAGUCAGACUCUGGAGCAUAUCAGCUCAGAGUUAAUGGUUUACUGGAUGGGAUCUCGGAUGGAUUUACAUACUCUGAAAGAGCAGUUCUCUCUGUGAAAGGUAUGGAGAGCUACAACAAAUAUUAA